Molecule: messenger RNA, 2184 nt
Organism: Aspergillus aculeatinus CBS 121060
Lineage: Eukaryota; Fungi; Ascomycota; Eurotiomycetes; Eurotiales; Aspergillaceae
Product: Zn(II)2Cys6 transcription factor
Exons: 9
Coding region: 1-2184 (727 amino acids)
Biological process (GO): positive regulation of transcription by RNA polymerase II
Cellular component (GO): nucleus
Molecular function (GO): zinc ion binding; DNA-binding transcription factor activity, RNA polymerase II-specific; transcription cis-regulatory region binding
Source: RefSeq, a predicted model, not a curated record
AUGCGCGCUACCCUUGACACAUCCCGCCUUGCGCCGCGCAAACGCACUCGUACCGGUUGUAUCAACUGCAGCCGUCGCCGCAGGAAAUGUGACGAAGCAAAGCCUAUUUGCUCGGGCUGCAGACGUCGAGGCGACACGUGUGAAUGGCGUCGACUCGGGUCUUUCCGAGAGGCUAAUCUCAGAGUCCUCGAACCCGAGCAUCCUUCCAUGAACCAAACUGCCAGUCGUGCAUCUCGUCAGAGUAAAUUUAAGAUCUUGAAUGUUGUUCCUGCGCGAUCUGCCAAGACAGCGGCAGUUAAGCAAUCUCGACGACCAGUAGAUGAGCGUGUCGCGUCAUCAGCACCGUUAGGAGAUGGCAACAAUGAUGAGAAUGCCAACGCAUGCUCCGGGCUGGAGUCUCCUUCGCCGAGCACUCAAAUUAUUGAACCCCAUCUCAGCCCGCGUACCGCGGAGCGACUCUCACCGCUAUCGCAUGAGAGCUUCCAGAACCUAGAUAGACUGGAUCUGCAGCAGUCUGCCGGAGGGGCGGAGCACGCAUCCCACAGCUCUCCAGAUGUGUCCCAUUACCAUCCAUAUAUGCAUUCGAGCCCUGAGUUUAUUGUCGAUGAAUUGGCAGCUGUUCAGAAUCUUACGGGGAGCACCGGGCAAUUCCCUCAUUCAGCAUCCAAUGUCUAUCAUACGAUACCCUCGCCCAUGUUUGAUCAAAGCGUGUUCUCUGAUGCAGUCAGCUUUACCAACGAUGUCUUUGUUCCUGGAUCUGCUUAUGAGGCUCUUCAUACUACCCUUCGCAACCGGCAGCUUUGGACUGCACGACCUGAUAUCCCAAGUCGGGGAAGGACUCCGGAGAUCGUGCCGGAGCCCGGCAGUACAGUGCUAGAAGGUUAUAAAAGAACGGAACUUCUUGUCGUCACACAUCAGAGAACAGGGCGCGAGUUUGAGCUACUGCCCGAACGGGAGAAUGUUCUGUGGCAGAAUUACCUCAACGAGAUUUGUCUUUGGCUUGACAUGUUUGACAAUCAUCGUCAUUUUGCUUCAACCUUCCCACAAAUGGCCAAGUCGGCGCCUCAUCUCCGCUACUCAAUUCUAGCCCUGUCCGCCCGGCAGAUGGAGCGGAAACAGAACCGGAAGUCUCAAUCCGAGAGUCUGUCCUUGUACCAAGAAGCAAUUCACCUGCUUCUCCCUGAGCUUGAAAGCAAGAGCACUCCUGUCAUCGCCUCCUGCGUGAUUCUUUGCGUGUUAGAAAUGCUUAGCUGCAACCCCAAGGAGUGGCGGCGGCAUCUCGAUGGCUGCGCAUAUCUGAUCCAGGCUGCUGAGAUUAAUGGAUUCUCUGGCAAGGAGGAGCAGGCACUAUUUUGGUGCUUCGCGAGAAUGGACGUCUGCGGUGGCCUCAUCUCGGAAGAAGAAACCAUCAUACCCAUUCGUAACUGGAUUCCACGCGACAUGAUCCCUUCCGAAGCUGCACAGUUGUUCCUGGCGUCAAAUGUCUAUGCUUUCGAUACAUAUGCCAAUUACACUGUGUUCCUAUGUGCGCAGACACUGGGCGUGCUGUUUGGCUCUGCUAGACUUUCCACAUACUACCACGGCAUCCUGGAAGAUGGCCACUCGUAUGUUGACCGAUGGCAACAACUGCUGCAUGAUGUGGAACAGUGGUACGAGAAUCGUCCCAGUCAGAUGAAGCCAUUAUUUAGUAUCCCGACCGCGACAGUUGGGGCGGGUAAUGAUAAGCCGUUUCCGACCGUGCUUUACGGGAAUGGAGCUGCUAUAUCUGGGAACCAACUUUAUCAUGCCUGCGCUCUUCUCUUACUCCAGGGAAAGCCCAAAACUCUUCCAAUGCAGCGACGUCGAACGAAGUCUGUCCUCUGGCAUGCACGACAGAUCUGCGCUAUCUCCGUCUCGAACACUCAUCACGGCUGCUGGACCAAUGCAUUGCAACCUCUCUGGCUAGCUGGCAAAGUGAUGUCUCACCAUUCCGAGCACGCCGCUAUUAUUCAGACGCUGACACGUAUCGAGCGGGAGACGGGGUGGGCAACAAGCUGGCGAGCAGAAGACCUUCGAGAAUUCUGGGGAGAUGAGGCAGAAGCAGAGGAGAUGGAGGAAAAUAUGCGAGUGGACAUGCAGCGAGAUACAAAUCUGCAGACUCCACCGAGUGUUCGAGGCAGUACGUGUUCGCAUUCCACCUUGUGA